UUGCUGUAUUUGUACGAGAGAUUAUACACACACUUUUUACAUAGCAAGAAUGUCUGUGUGUCUGUGUGUGUGUGUGUGUGUGUGCGCCUGCCUUACACCAGCCAUCCAAUCACAAAUCAGCUAUUAAAACCUCCGACUCUUGGAAGGGUAUAUUUCAAAAACCUGUUUAUAAAAAGUUGUGCCAAAUUUAAACACUUUUGCAUCCUAUUAGGUAUUUAUAAAUGAUUUAAAGUACUUUAAAAUAAUACACAUGCACAAAACUUAUAAAUAAGUAUUUUAUUUUUCUUUUUGUUUCAUGUUCUUUUAUGAUCUGUAAAUUUUAUUUAUGUGCAUAUGCAUAUGUACAUUUUUCAGCAUCUAGUUCCUAUGAUUUAUUUUACCUGUAGUUGUUAUGAUAGAAGACCAAAUAAUGUAUGCUGGAUGAGUAAUAAUGACACAUUUUAGUUGCAGAAAUGUCAWAACAUUUGAAUCACCGCUGGGAAGCUGACUAACAAAUCAGCACAUGCGAACAAGCAACUUGUCACACUGACUUUUAUAUUUGGAAGCUUUGUUUCGAGUCCAAAAAUUUAUUUUAUUGUUUUUUUAAGGACAGUGUUUUGUCCUGAGACAUUAAUUAAUGAAAAUGCUCAGUGUAUUGCAAGACAGCUACCUCUAUUUGAAUGUUUAGAAUGAAAAUGGAGGAAGUGGGGGGAGUUUUACAGAAUAAAAUAUGUCAUCUGAAGGUUUUUGCUGCUGUUUUUUUCUGUCAGACAGCUGACUAGUUGACCAUCAUAAUUGUGUUGGUUUCCAUAUGUGACCCGUGCUGGGGAAAAAAAGAGUUGGAAUGAGCACAGGCUGCAGGCCAGAAUAAGUGAACACUUGUAUAUUGAUUAUUGACGUUUGUGUAAAAACGAGUUCAUAAAGACAUCCAUCUAGUGAUCCCUGUAACUGAAAUAGCACAUAAUUUUCCUAAUCUUUUUAUUUAAUUAAGUGUUUCUAACAGAUUUUUAGAAAUAACAAUUUGACCAACUCAUAAUUUCUGUUGAGUUAUCUGCUGGAAAAUGCAGAGAAGUGCUGAUGUAAGUGGCGUCUCCACCAGGGGGCGCUAAGUGUUUCACCGUCAGGUGACCCGCUCAGAACCCGGAAGUAGAUGUGUCAACCGGGUUUUUUCCUAUAUUAUGCGUUCUUGAAAAUAAAGACGUAGGAAAAAAUAUUUGAUUUAUCUUUAUUUAUCCUCUCAGUAGUCUUUAAUCAGUCUGCUGACCACCGAAAAUUGUCAACAUGUCUCAAGAAUAUCAAACACCAGCUACCGACGACAAAAGCUUGAAUUUACAAGAAGCACAGUGGAGCGGUAAGACUCCAAUACAAAUGUUGCAUGAAUACGGCACUGCCAGUGGCACCCCACCUGUGUAUGUGAUGGAGAAGGCUGAAGGAAGUGGUCACCAGCCCCACUUCUUCUUCAGUGUGACAGUGGGAGACAUUAAUUGUACAGGUCAAGGUUCCACUAAAAAGGCUGCCAGACACCAGGCUGCAGACGCUGCUCUGAAAAUGUUGAACCUCGAUCCUGAAAAAGU
This is a messenger RNA of Austrofundulus limnaeus, 1553 nucleotides long. It is a transcript of the gene prkra, whose product is annotated as protein kinase, interferon-inducible double stranded RNA dependent activator. Gene Ontology annotation, molecular function: double-stranded RNA binding; siRNA binding. Gene Ontology annotation, biological process: regulation of regulatory ncRNA processing; siRNA processing. The record is from RefSeq and is a predicted model, not a curated record. NCBI's taxonomy places the organism in Eukaryota, Metazoa, Chordata, Actinopteri, Cyprinodontiformes, Rivulidae. Gene Ontology annotation, cellular component: cytoplasm; RISC complex; RISC-loading complex.